AUGGUAUAUUUUGUUUCAGAAAACCACAAUGUUGCUCGCAGUAAUCGUGACUCCAGAGUGCAUAAAAAGCUGACACUCCCCAAUGUGCCAUCAUCAGUAGAUGAGCUCAAAGAAAUCCUUUGUGACAAACUGAAAAUUGAUCAAAACUUUGUUAUCCAGUAUGAGGACCCUGAUUUUGGUGGGCAGCUUUGCAAUUUGAGUAACAUAGAAGAACUUCCAUCUGAUAAGGUCACACUGAAGAUUGUCUGGGAACUGUUCAAAACUGCAUCAGAAGCAGAACCACCAAGAAAUAAAAGCACAGGGUCUGACAUUGAUUUUACCCAAGACACAACAAGCAUCUCAUCCAAUCUCUCCAGUCCAUCUUCCACAGUCAGGGAAGAGCGUUGGCCACAUGUUUUCCUAAUACCACAUUUCUCCUAUGAUGUAGAGUUCAGACUGAGAAAAGCUAAUGAAGUCUAUGAAAAACAGAAAACUACCAUGGAUGUUACACGAGAUGUCAAGACCGAAAUACUAGAGAGGGUGGCAGAAACAAUGUACUCCUUUAAAGCUUACCCAAGUGAUUCUGAAAUUGAGCAAGUGGCAGUUGCAUUAGUUUCCAGACGUCCAUGUCUAAGAGAACUUGGCUGUGACACAGGAUGCAAGGGCUGGAAGAUGAGCUUAAAAUUUAAAAUGGGAAAUUACAGACAAAAAUUACUCAAUACUGGAUGUAGUGAGCUUGACAAUAGAAGAGAUGAUGGUUCAAGAGUUCCCCAGAAGAAACCAAGAAGAUCAGAAAUCAACUUUCUCCCAGACAAUCCUGUUGGUUUGGAUGAUGCUGCAUUGGAAAAUGAAAGGGAACAUCUUGAGCUUGAAGUAAAAAAAAGGAACAUGGACAUUACAAUACUGAACACCAAAAUGGAAACCACAUUCCCUCUUAGAAGAAAAGAAAUAGUCAAUGAGCAGCCCUUGGUCUCUGUCAUCAAAGAAAGAUGGCCUGGCCUCUUUUUGCAGGAGCAACUUUGCGCAGAGUUUCAAAGGAUCACUUGUGUGGACCUCAAAACGGCUUUCAUGACAUCUCUGAACAAACAUAGCAAUGCCCUCAUCAAAAUGUAUCGAGCAAAGAGUAAAGACCUUGCAGAUGAGAUGAAAAUUAUCCUGGACCAUUUUGAUGAGCAGACAACAAACAUCCUGUCACACAGAUACACUACGGCUCUACGGGGACUCCCCUUGUACCUCAGGGAGCGUGAUGCAAUAUCCAAGACUUGUCUGGACACUGAUUUAGAGGAGACUUAUGCAAGAGGAGUGAAACUGGGCAUCCUUGAAGUUAUGGAGGAUGACAUCUCGCGAGGCAACAAAGAGAUGUCUUAA
Molecule: messenger RNA, 1347 nt
Organism: Xyrauchen texanus (razorback sucker)
Lineage: Eukaryota; Metazoa; Chordata; Actinopteri; Cypriniformes; Catostomidae
Exons: 4
Coding region: 1-1347 (448 amino acids)
Source: RefSeq, a predicted model, not a curated record